This is a messenger RNA of Lotus japonicus, 2631 nucleotides long. RefSeq lists its product as uncharacterized. Bases 1 to 2631 code for a protein of 876 amino acids. The record is from RefSeq and is a predicted model, not a curated record. The transcript is spliced from 3 exons. Gene Ontology annotation, molecular function: zinc ion binding. NCBI's taxonomy places the organism in Eukaryota, Viridiplantae, Streptophyta, Magnoliopsida, Fabales, Fabaceae.
AUGGUGUUUUCUUUGGCUGUGCGGCAUGGUGGGUGGUUUGGUACUUCUCCUUAUUGGCACUACUUUGGUGGUGGUAGAACUGUGCUAAGUGAUAUGGAUGAGGAUAAAUGGUCCUUCCUUGAUACUGUGGAUCUUGUCCAGAAAUUGGGUUACAAAGAGUUUGAUCUAUGGUGGGUAAAUGCUGAGGAUAUUGCUGAACACAUAUUCAGGAGGUACAAGACUGACAACGAUGCUAUGGAAUUAGCUAAGUAUGCUACUAGUAAUGGUUACAAUGAAGCUUUGCUGUUUGUUGAGACUAAAGGUGUCCCUGGUUUUGUGCUUGGUGGAAAAAAGGAAAAGGAGAAAAAACAAGGUAAAACCAAGGCUGUGAGGAAGUCACAUAGACUGCAAGCAGUGAUGAGAAAGACAAACAAUGAGGGCCAGAGUAUAACUAUUGUUUUGUCUGAUGAUGAUGAGUCCCAGAAUGAUGUUGUCCUCCCAGAUAUUGUCCCUGAAGUUUUUGAUGAAGUGAAUGAUGAAACUGGGAUUGAAGUUCAAGUUGCUGAGAUUGCUGAGAAUGAAACUGAGAAUAAUGCUGAGAAAGAAGGUGAGAAAAGUCCUGAAGCUGAGAAUUUGAUUUCUGAUAUUCCCAACCAAGAUGGAGAAAACAGUGAUAGUGGCAGUGACAUUUCUGAGGAAAACAUAAGGCUUGAAGACAGUGAAGAAGAGAGAGACCUAGGGAAUGAAGAUGGGUUUCCAAACUCAACUUUUGUUGAGGCAGAGGCACUGUUGAAUGAGCAUAUCAACCAAAUGAUGCUCCAAGGUAAGGGGGAUGAUCCAGACUAUGAUGGAGGCUAUGAGAGUGAGGACCUAGAAAGUGUUCCAACUGAUAGUGACCUUGAAGAACUUCCUAGAAGAAAGUUUCCAAGGUUCAAUGAAGAGGAUCUCAAUGCAGAUUUCAGAUUCAAACUAGGGAUGGACUUCUGUUCCCUACAAGAGUUCAAAGAUGCUCUAGCUGACCAUGCUGUUGCAUGUGGUAGGGAAUUUAGCUUCAAGAAAAAUGAUAGCAUAAGGUGUAGGGUGGUAUGCAAAACUGAUGGGUGUCCAUUUGUCAUGUUAUGUAGUAAGGUUGGGAACAAGCAGACAUAUAUAAUCAAAACACUUAUAGAUGAACACACAUGUGCCAGAGUGUUUGACAACAAGUCUGCCACUGUUAAAUUUGUAAAGAAGAAAUUGUUGAACAAGGUGAGGAUAGCAAACAAAAUAACCACAAAUGAGAUUGUUGAUGACUUUAGAAUCAAUCUAGGGACUGGGAUUACAAGAUAUAAAGCAUGGAAAGGAAAGAAAUUGGCUACUGAAGAAAUAGAUGGAGCUACUGAGUUGCAAUAUACUCUCUUGUGGAGAUUUGCCAAUGAGCUGAGAAGAAGGGCAGCAGGUAACACAUGCAAGAUGAAUUUUGUGUCUCCAAGGACUACAUUGCAUCCUAGAUUUAGCAGAUUCUAUAUGUGCUUGGAUGGAUGUAAGAGAGGGUUUCUCAGUGGGUGUAGGCCAUUUAUUGGCUUGGAUGGAUGCCAUUUGAAGACCAAGUAUGGAGGAAUUCUGUUGUCUGCUAUUGGUAGAGAUGCUAAUGAGCAGUACUUUCCCCUUGCCUUUGCUGUGGUUGAAUUAGAAAACAAAGACAGUUGGAUGUGGUUUAUGGAGUUAUUGAUGGGUGACAUAGAUCCUGCUAGAUCAUCUAGAUGGGUCUUCAUUAGUGAUCAACAAAAGGGUUUGAUGGAGGUGUUCAAAGAAGAGCUUCUACAAGGUUGUGAUCACAGAUUGUGCGUGAGGCAUCUAUAUGCCAAUUUAAAGAACAAGUUUGGUGGUGGAGUCCUUCUUAGGAACUUGAUGAUGGCAGCAGCCAAAGCUACCUAUGAAGGAGCAUGGAGGGAGAAAAUGGACUUGAUUAAGCAGCAUAAUGCAAUAGCCUAUGAAUGGUUGAUGGACAAACCUAAAUCCUCAUGGUGCAGACAUGCAUUUAGCAUCUACCCAAGGUGUGAUGUUGUCAUGAAUAACCUCUCCGAGUCCUUCAACGCAGCUAUUUUGAUGGCCAGAGACAAACCUAUACUAACUAUGAUGGAGUGGAUAAGAACCUAUGUCAUGGGGAGAUUUCCAAUUAUGAUGGAGAAGCUCAGAAAGCACAGUGGACAGAUUAUGCCAAGACCCUUACAGAGAAUGGCAUUUGAAGCUGGAAAGUGUAAGAAUUGGAUCCCUAGGACUGUAGGUGCAGCUACUUAUGAAGUUCGACAUUCUGACCGUUCAGAGAGGCAUGUUGUUAAUAUUAAUGCCAAGAAAUGUUGCUGUGGAUUUUGGGAGCUGAAUGGAUUUCCUUGCAGACAUGCAGUUUGUGCAAUUAAUUUCCACCGCCAUGACCCUAAGGAUUAUGUUGAAGACUGCUAUAAGAGGGCUGCUUUCCGGGCAACAUAUGAAAACUAUAUCACACCACUGCCUGGUCCUAACCAGUGGAUUGUGACACCAAAUGACCCUGUCUGUAUUAUGCCACCCUUGUAUAAGAGAGGGGCAGGGAGGCCCAAGAAAUUAAGAAGGAGGGAUCCUUAUGAUGACCCUAACCCUAACAAAUUGAAGAGGGGGGGGAGCAUUUGUAAGGUGUAG